AUAUGUGUGUGUGUGACAGCAGAACCAGAAGGUCAAAAGCCAAUUCUGCAGUUUUAAUGGAGAAGCCAUGGAAGUUGAAGCUGAAGUUGAAGAGCAAGAGCUUAAACUUUCUACCAAAAACUGCAACUCCUGCUACUUCCCUCAACUCACCUAGAAGUCCCGUUAGAUCCCCAGUUAGAAGAGGAUCAACAAGGGUAUCUUUAGUCCCCAAGGAGGCUCGAAGAAGGUCCAAAAAUGGAAGCUUUGAUUGGAGAGAACCCACUUCACCAAAAGUCUCAUGUCUGGGCCAAAUCACCAGGAGCAAGAAGACGACCGAGAACAACAAACCCAGUUUGGCUUCUCCACAGAAAGCUAGUUCCCCUGCCUUUCCAAGUCCCAGGAAGCAAAUCAUCAUGAUUGGGAAGAUUUUGAAAAAGGGAUCAAAAAGUUGUAAGAAGUCUGAAGAUGAAGAUAGACAACCUCCUUCACCUCCUAAAGUAAUAGUUAGUGCUCCUCCUUCUUUGGGUCGGAUGAAACAGUUUGAAAGUGGUCGUGGUGGUGCCUUGCACCAGUUUGAUUGGAAGAAUACUGUGUCUGAUGGUGAUGAUGACAAGGUGGUUUUGUCUAGUCUUGAAGCCAUGGAUGAAAAAGUGGGUGCAGAGGGAAGAAAAGAAGUCAACUUGUGGAGGAGAAGGUCCUUGGCUCCUCCUACUCCUCUUCAGAUAUGAAAAUUAUUCAAUAUAUAUAUAUAUAUAUUGUGGUUUAUUUUCCUUUCUUCUUUUCGCUUCUUUGUUUUCAAUUUAUCCUUUGUAUUUGAAA
This is a messenger RNA of Tripterygium wilfordii, 798 nucleotides long. RefSeq lists its product as uncharacterized. Lineage: Eukaryota; Viridiplantae; Streptophyta; Magnoliopsida; Celastrales; Celastraceae. The transcript has a single exon. Bases 3 to 707 code for a protein of 234 amino acids. The record is from RefSeq and is a predicted model, not a curated record.